Messenger RNA from Fusarium oxysporum Fo47, 545 nucleotides. RefSeq lists its product as uncharacterized. Bases 7 to 453 code for a protein of 148 amino acids. The record is from RefSeq and is a predicted model, not a curated record. NCBI's taxonomy places the organism in Eukaryota, Fungi, Ascomycota, Sordariomycetes, Hypocreales, Nectriaceae. The transcript has a single exon.
GAAGAGAUGGAGUUUGUUGAGCCCACCAAGCCUCAAGCUAAGAUGCCUCGCAUCGGAGAUCCGUCUAAAGAGAUCCAAAUUGCUAUUCUGUUGGAGCGACACAACAAAGCUCGGGAGAUCAUGAAACUAAUUGAGGAACAGCUCCUUAAGCUUGGCUGUGAGAUUCCACAGGGAGCAAUCUCAAAGUCCUCUUCUUCUAAGCAUGGUGGCUUGAGCCAUCAAGGGGGUUCACACCGUGAGUACUUCACUGAAGACUCUGAGGCCCAAGGUCUCCUAUCGCAGGAUACCUGGGCGUAUAUUCCGUUGGACAGUGCUUCUGAGGGCUCAAGGGAAAAGAAGAAGAAGAGAAGCAAGAGACCUAAGACCGAGGAGGAGAAGAACCGGCAUAUCAACAAGGUCUUCAUGCGGGAGAACAGAAUCCUUCCAUUAUUGGAUCCUAGCUCUCAGCUUUGAGGCUGGAUUGGAGUCUUGUUCUUGAUGUAUGUAUUCAGGCCAAGUUAGUAUUGCAGCUGUCAGACAGCUAAAAGGUAAGUCUUAGAAAUAGA